This is a messenger RNA of Macroventuria anomochaeta, 2384 nucleotides long. Its product is annotated as ran-binding protein. Lineage: Eukaryota; Fungi; Ascomycota; Dothideomycetes; Pleosporales; Didymellaceae. Gene Ontology annotation, cellular component: cytoplasm. The coding region runs from base 408 to 2327 and encodes 639 amino acids. The transcript has 4 exons. The record is from RefSeq and is a predicted model, not a curated record. Gene Ontology annotation, molecular function: protein binding. Gene Ontology annotation, biological process: cytoskeleton organization; cell surface receptor signaling pathway.
UGCCGAGAGUACCCUCGACCCUCUCUCUCUCUCUCUAUCUCUCUCUGCGACGCCUCCAACAAACAGCUUCCAGGCUCCCCACCGCGUUUGUUUCAGCCUAGAGUAUGUAUGCGUUUGCAGUCACGCAUUGCCGGUGAUUCGGCCAUAUCCACCCACGUCUGGCACUACUCCACGACGUUCCCUCCACCGCAUCUCCACGACACCACUCUCUCCGCACUCCCCACAUCUCGCGUUUCCACGCGCAACACGACUCGUUUGCCUACCUGCAAGCUCCGCCGAGUGUGUUAUCGCUCGAAUCAUUGUUAUCCGUCAUAAUAUCCGGCUAUAGCCGCUACAGUAGUUGCUCAAACCGAUAGAGCAACUGAUUGUCCAUCCUGUUAGGACCCUGACGACACCACCACGACACGAUGCGAAGAAGCAGCUAUGCAGCUGCCCUGGCUGGCAACACAGGCAGCAGCCCUGCAAACACCGCGCCUACCCGUUCUGGGGCUUUCUCGCAUCUUAUCAAUAGCGGCUCAACACCUCACAUGAUAAGCCAGCACCGCCACUCGCGCUCCAUCGACGCCGACGGUCACCACGAUAGCAUGUCCACAAGUUGGGGAAGGGGCGGAGCGCUGCCGUCAUACUCCAGCCAGACCGGACAUUGGCAAGGGUUGGGAGGGGGAGCUCAGGACAUACCACCGUUCUUCGUACCGUCGUACUUGCGCGGAUCGAAACAUGCCGAGAAGCUACAGGAAGCACACAAGGCAAAGCUGGCGGCGCAUCGCGAGUACAGGUCAACACACUCGUCGACUGCAGGAUCUUUGUCGACCAGCUCGAGCAGCGUCAACCUACACAAAAUGGCUGGUUCACAUCGCGGCAUGACACACGAAGUCAUCGAGCGACAAGCGCCUGUCUUCGUCGACGAGCCAGUGUCGCCCUGGCCGACAAAGUGGAAUGAGAGCGACAAGUUUGCGCAGCUCGAUAUUGAGGAUGGAGGCAGACAGGCCAGGUUCUCUGGGUCACAGAAGACACACGAUGAGGCGGCAUCGGUGCGCGCGGACUGUCCCAUGCCGCGACAAUGUGGCAUAUAUUACUAUGAGGUGACGGUUGUUUCCAAGGGGAAGGAUGGAAGGAUGAUCGGUGUCGGUUUCUCAGGUCCCAAAGUCGCUCUGAGUAGGAUACCAGGGUGGGAGCCGGACUCAUUUGCAUACCAUGGAGACGACGGACAGAUCUUCAACAACACAACAUCAGGAAAAAACUACGGACCCAAGUUUGGUACACUUGACGUGAUCGGGUGUGGUAUCAAUUUCCGCACCGACACCGCGUUCUUUACCAAGAACGGUCACAUGCUGGGCCCGGCUUUCCGGGACCUAAAGCCUAACAUGCCAUAUUAUCCUACAAUCGGUAUGAAGAAGCCCGGCGAAACACUCAGGGUGAAUUUCGGCCAGGAACCCUUCGCAUUCGACAUCGACAAGAUGGUGCAAGAUGAGAAGGCCACCAUACAAGAGGAGAUCAACCAGACAAAAUUUACGGCCAGCGCUGCAUCCGCUCCUGAUGAGACACAGUUCAUUCACCGGCUGAUAAGUCAAUACUUGGCGCACGAUGGCUACGUUGAGACCGCGCAAGCAUUUGCAGAAGAGAUUGUUGACGAGGCACGAGCACUCGCUAACGACGAUGAUGCAACAAUACCAUAUCAGGAAGCAGUCGAGGACAUGGACGCACUGAACCGACAAAAAAUCCGUGCAGCCAUCCUUGAGGGCGACAUUGACAAGGCUCUCAAGCACACCCAGGCGUACUACCCAUCAGUACUUCGCGACAACGAGAACAUAUACUUCAAGCUGCGCUGCCGAAAGUUCAUCGAGAUGAUCAGAGACUGCAACGAGCUCAACACACAGUGCCAAACUACACAUACGUCCAAGCGCUCCGCUGCAUCAAAUCCAAACAAGCGUAACUCGACAGCCACCGAUGAAUACGACUUCCAAAUGGAGCUCGACGAGCAGUUUGGCGUCAACAAUCCCACGCCUAGUUUAGACAAUCUCAAUGAUGAAGAUGACCUCGAAGACAAGCAAGUCAAACUACAACAGUUGACCGCCAAUACAAUAGCAUAUGGCCAGGAACUGGGCGCAGAAUUCGCGAACGACCCAAGAAGAGAGGUCAGACAAGCUCUGAAAGAUACCUUCGCUCUGAUAGCGUACGAGAACGCAAAGGAAAGUAGUUUGGCGCCGUUACUAGAAAUUGAUGGACGCGUGCCGGUGGCGGAGGAGCUGAACAGCGCCAUACUAGGUACGUCCAAACGCUUCUCCAGGUAUCAAGAUAACAAACAACUAUUGCUAACGCACACGUAGUCAGCCUCGGCAAAUCCAGCUCAGCAGCCAUCGAGCGCCUCGUCCAACAAACCGAAG